Closterium sp. Yama58-4 is the source of this 696-nucleotide messenger RNA. NCBI's taxonomy places the organism in Eukaryota, Viridiplantae, Streptophyta, Zygnematophyceae, Desmidiales, Closteriaceae. The record is from the annotation of a GenBank genome assembly.
AUGCCCUCCCCGUGCAUGUGCAAGCGCAUCCACCCGUCUCAGAUGUCUGGCACCUUCUGGCUGGGCUUGAACCGAAGCUUCUGCGUGGCGCACCUCCCCCGCAGCAUUGCCACUCUCACUCUCAAAGUUGACCCGCCACAAGGCACUGCGGAUCCCAAGAGCAACACCGAAGCCGAUUCCUCUCCAGGCACUAGCGAGGUGACCUUUGAGUCGACUCAGAAGUCUGAUUCCAAGUGCAGCAGUGGAGAAGGAGACUCCUCUCAAGGCACUAGCGGCGAUUCAACCGACAGCGCCGAAGGAAAGGGUGAUGGGGACGGGGAUGGAAAGAAGAGGGACGUGAAAGCAGACCGGAAACGAGCAAGGAGUGGAAAGCAGGAGCCACAGGAGGGGGGUUUGGAGGAGGGAGAUUUGCAGCAGCUGCUGGGGGAGAGGAGAGCGGUGAUGGGGGGGGUGUAUGCAGUGGGGGAGGGCGAAUGGCGGGCUACCUACCUGCCGCACAAGACGGGGUUGAGUGGCGGGUGGAGGGGGUUUGCUUUGGAUCAGGAGCUGGAUGCGGGCGAUGCCGUGGUGUUUGAAAAGAUUGACCAAGUCACACUCAAGGUUCACAUCUUCCGAGCAGUGGACUUCGAGGAGGAUGCCAUUGCGAUCAAUUCGGAGGACAGGCCAGCAAAGACCAAGAGGAAAACCAUGAGCUGA